AAAUUAUUACCAGGGCUGGAAAGGCUACUUCAACGAGUGGACAGCUCUCAGGCGCAACAGCUGUUCGUCAACAAACAAGCAGAUUUUUACAACUGUUAAAAUGGACCCAAAUAUACCCAUUAAGACUGAUGAAGAUGAUUCAAGCAAAAACAAACCAGAUUGCAUUGUAACAAAGCAUGCCAAGCGCGCUGUGCUGGAGUACUUGAAACAACAUGGCUGUACGCGUGCCAAUCUGGAGAAAAGCGCAUGGGCACGACGAAAUAAUCAAGAGAAUGUCAUUGAUUACAUAUGUCGAGCCUAUAAGGAUGCAGAGACACGUGUGAAUCAGGAAUGUGACUCAGUCAGCCUCAGCCACAUCAAUCAGUGGUUGCAGCUGCUGAAAUCGGCGGAGUUGUCAAAGCUAUGCGAAUACGAAGCAGCAGCCGUGGUGAACGCCAUAGUGCUUAAUGAGGCGCAGCCAGAGCCGGCCCAGCUGGGUGGCGUCAAUAUGGGGCAAGUAUACGGCUUUGUGGAGAACGCGCUAACUGGGCAACCACAAAAGAAACUAAGCGCGGCCAGCGAAGCGUUUCUGUCCCGUGAAAUUGAGCUGCUCAUAGAUGAAGCCAACAAUGAUCAGUCGGAUAAUGUGGCGCGACGCAUGGGACAGAGUUUAUUUGAUCGCCAAGAGUACAACUAUGAAGCGGAGCCACACAAAUGCAGUUUAGAUCCAUUAUUUUUAGAUGAAUAGAUUUAGGGUUUAUAGAAAUAAACUUAUUCAACGAAUUCAUUUCCACACAUA
Molecule: messenger RNA, 778 nt
Organism: Drosophila montana
Lineage: Eukaryota; Metazoa; Arthropoda; Insecta; Diptera; Drosophilidae
Exons: 4
Coding region: 101-727 (208 amino acids)
Source: RefSeq, a predicted model, not a curated record